AGCAGCUGCUGCUGAACCUGUGGGCAGAAAAGUGAAAGCGUAUCCGCAACAGGUGGCGGCUGCUGCGGGAAGUGUGCACUUCUGAGGACGGAUGGCGGCUGCACGGAGAAAACUCUUGCAAAGCAGGCAAGUGGGACCUCUUCUCCUUUUUCUGUGCUUUUCUGUGGGGGGUGCAUCAACCAUCCGCUAUUCGGUGGCAGAGGAGAUGGAAAGCGGUUCGUUUGUGGCUAAUGUGGCUAAGGACUUGGGGCUGGAGGUAGGGAAGCUGGCUACGCGCGGGGCGCGGCUCGUUUCCGAAGGCAACAAACUGCAUUUCCGGCUGCACCGCAAGACGGGAGACCUGUUCAUGAAGGAGAAACUAGACCGGGAGUCCCUUUGUGGCAAAGCCGACCCCUGCGUUCUGCACUUUGAAAUAGUCCUGGUGGAACCGCUCCAGUCCUUCCGCGUGGAGGUCAGGGUAUUUGAUAUUAACGACAAUGCCCCAAUUUUCCUAAACAAGGAGCCUCUUUUGAAGAUUCCAGAGAGCACCCCCUUGGGUUCACGGUUUCCUCUGCAGAGCGCCCAGGACCUGGACAUGGGCCUCAACGGUCUCCAAAAUUACACCUUGAGUGCCAAUGAGUAUUUCCACCUGCACACCCGCUUCCGCAGCCAUGGGCCCAAGUAUGCGGAGCUCGUGCUGGAUAAACCCCUGGACAGAGAGGUGCAGCCUGAGGUCAACCUGACAAUUACAGCCGUGGACGGAGGGUCCCCCCCCAAGUCUGGCACGGCCCACAUCCGCGUGCAAGUUCUGGAUGUCAAUGAUCACGUGCCCCAGUUCUCUCGCCUGGUGUACCGCGCUCAAGUACCGGAAAAUAGUGCCAACGGUUCUUUGGUGGCCACGGUGACGGCCACCGACCUAGAUGAGGGCUCCAACAAGGCAAUAACUUACUCUUUAGCUCAAAACCCGGAAGUAAUUCUCCAGACAUUUCAGAUCGACCCUGACACUGGAGAGGUUCGAUUACGAGGGGCUCUAGAUUUUGAAGUCACGGAAACAUACGACAUUGACAUUCAAGCUACUGAUGGAGGCGGCCUCUCUGCCCACAGCAAAGUCCUGGUGGAAGUGGUGGACGUUAAUGACAAUCCUCCUGAAGUGACAGUCUCCUCUGUGUCCAGCCCUCUCCCUGAGGAUUCUCCACUACAGACUGUAGUGGCCCUUUUCUCUGUCCGCGACCGAGACAUUCGAGUGGGAGGAAAAAUCACCUGCUUCCUCAAAGAAGACCUUCCUUUUGCAGUCAAACCUACAUUCCGGAAUUCCUACUCACUGGUCACUGACAGAGGCUUGGACCGAGAGGACGUCUCUGGCUAUAAUAUCACCCUUGUUGCCACGGACACUGGACCACCCACUCUGUCCUCGGAGACUGUUAUAGAGGUGCUAAUAGCUGACAUUAAUGACAACCCCCCAGUGUUUCAGGAAGAUUCCUACAUCUUGACUGUUCGAGAAAACAACAGCCCUGCAGUCUUUAUUGGCAAAGUGCAUGCUGAGGAUCUAGAUUUGGGUGAGAAUGCCCAAGUCACAUACUCUCUGCUGCCUCCAAAAAGUGGCGACCUAUCAGUCUUUGCUUAUAUCUCUAUCAAUUCAGACAAUGGGAAACUCUAUGCACUGAGAACCAUGGAUUAUGAGGCCAUUCAAGAUUUUCAGUUUGUGGUAAAGGCAACAGAUGGGGGCUUCGUGUCACUGAGUAGCCAAGUUAGUGUCCGAGUGGUUGUCUUGGAUGACAAUGAUAACCGCCCAAUGAUCUUGUACCCUCUGCAGAAUGGCACCUUGCCUUGCAAUGACCUGGUACCCAGGUCUGCAGAGGCAGGCUACCUGGUGACCAAGGUGGUGGCUGUGGAUGGCGAUUCAGGUCAGAAUUCUUGGCUUUCGUAUCAUUUACUUAAGGCCACGGAUGCUGGGUUAUUCUCUGUUCAACAACAAAAUGGGGAAAUCCGUACAUUGCGGCCGAUAUCUGAGAGAGACGCCAGGAUGCAGAAGCUGAUCAUUCUUGUUCAGGAUCAUGGCCACCCACCUCUUUCGACUACUGCCUCACUCAACAUCCUCCUGGUAGAUGGCUUUUCUGAGCCUUAUCUGCAGUUCCAGGAUCCAUUCAAACAUCCUACAAGGGUAAAUCCAUCCACUAAAUAUUUGGUCAUUUCUCUGGCUGUGCUUUCCUUUCUCUUUCUCCUCUCUGUCGCGGUGAUCUUCAUUAUACACAUCUGCCAGAAGAUGAAAUGCAGAGAAAAGUUCACAAUCCAAGAGCAUUUCUAUGACGACUGUAAUUUCCCUCACAACCUGGCACAAGGAGGAGCCAGUGGGUCCAUAUCCCAGCCUUGUCCCUAUGAAAUGUGCUCAGCCACGGGCACGGGCACUAGUGAGUUCCGGUUUCUCAAGCGCUUUAUGCCCAAUUUCCCUUUCCCCCAUGGCACUGGAGAGGUAAAAACGGAGGCUGGCUCCAGUUUACCACCAGAUUCCGACAGGAAUAGGUCUCAGGGGCCAGAGGGGCAGGCCCGAGCAUCUGAUGACUAUAUGUAGC
Phacochoerus africanus (Common warthog) is the source of this 2549-nucleotide messenger RNA. It is a transcript of the gene PCDHB1, whose product is annotated as protocadherin beta 1. Gene Ontology annotation, cellular component: plasma membrane. The coding region runs from base 92 to 2548 and encodes 818 amino acids. Gene Ontology annotation, molecular function: calcium ion binding. Lineage: Eukaryota; Metazoa; Chordata; Mammalia; Artiodactyla; Suidae. Gene Ontology annotation, biological process: homophilic cell-cell adhesion. The transcript has a single exon. The record is from RefSeq and is a predicted model, not a curated record.